AUGAAAUGAAUCUGCGCCCUCUGCGAUUUCGACCUAGGUAGAUUGAUAAACUACUGAAUAGAUAUAUAGCAAACCAAGACCGCAACUGCAACUAGGUACUCCGUCCGCACUCCACAGAUAGGGUACCUUUAUGGAGGACACGGUGAACGACACCACCUGGGCAUCAUCAUCAUCACUUCAGCCAUCCAACUUUCCCCGACUGCCCCUGCCUCGCCUGUCUCCCCUCCCUCCAUGCCUCACGCCGGAAAACCAAAAACCAAGAAAAGGGAAAAGGGGAAAUGGCACUACACUCAACAUAGCCCGACAGCAAAACCCAAAACACAACACUACCUUACACUACCCUACCCAAGCCUACCCAACCUCCCCAUCCCUAACCCCUCCGAAGAACCCACUUCACAACAACCACUCAAGCCAUCAAACCCCAGCAAAGCCUACCAGCAACCGAAAACUGGAGGCUGGGCACAUAACCCACCUAACCACGCCGAACACCCAAGUCCCCCCGCACGGCAGGGCAGCGCAGGCCAGGCCAUGCCAUGCCAUGCCAUCCACGCGCAAUCGCAAUCGCAAUCGCAAUCGUAACCGCAAACAAUCAAGUUAGCUCCAGGCAGACCAAUACAUACCACAGUAAGCUAAACUAGACCAUUAUUAUUGAAGAUCGAGAUACUGUGUACUGUUUAAACUCUAGCCGGGGUUCCACCGAGAGCUUUGCCGGCCGCGGCGGGCGAUGGUGGGUGGCGGCGAGGCCGGCGGCUAGUAGCUAGUACCUAGGCGCCCUCUCCUCUUCAAUCUUGCUGUGUGCUUAUUAUUUUAGUGUGUGCGGGAGAAAGAAGGAGGGGAAAGAGAGUGGCUAUGCGUGCGCGUCGAUAAUGAGAGAUUAUCUAAUACGAAGGGGAGAGUGGGGUGAGGCAAUGGAGGGUAAGGGCAGGGGAGGGGAGGUUGGUGUCGAUAUCCAUGGGGCCAUUAUCGAUAGUCUAUUCGGCCGGAAAGCUUGUUGAGAAAUGACCAUAAUUAUGAUGAUGGUGAUGAUGAUGAUGAUGCGCAUGACAACCCGAUCAUGAACAAA
Molecule: messenger RNA, 1063 nt
Organism: Westerdykella ornata
Lineage: Eukaryota; Fungi; Ascomycota; Dothideomycetes; Pleosporales; Sporormiaceae
Exons: 1
Coding region: 131-598 (155 amino acids)
Source: RefSeq, a predicted model, not a curated record